GGUCAUUUACGUCCAACCCCGCCUCCCCCAACGCCAAGAUUUUCAAAUCGCCGAGCCACACCGCAGAGAUCGAAGCCAAGGAAAUCACCAAAUCCCCAAUUCCCCACUCGAUCCCACCCCCUUCCGCUCCUCGCCGCUGACGGCCGGCCACACCAUGCGGCGCGACGACGCAGGCGGCGGCGGGUUCCACGAUCUGUUCGACUCCGUGCGCCGCUCCAUCUCCUUCCGCUCGGGCGCCUCCGCGCUCGACGAGGCCGCCGCUUCCCCCUCCUCUUCCUUCGCCGCCGCGGGUGGUGGAGGGUUCAGGGAGCGGAUCAGCAGCCGCCUCCGCAGGUCGCGGGGGAUGGGGCUGCUUGGGAUGGCGGCUAAGAGCCCCUCGCCCACGCGCCUCCUUCCGCCGCCUCAGUCGCCGCCCCCGCCCACCGCCGGGGCCGGGGCCGGGGCCUCAGCCUCAGACGGAUGUGGCGGUGUGGUGGGAGAAGGAACUGGCGGAGGGGAGGAGAAUCCGCCGAUCCGGUGGCGGAAGGGCGACCUCAUCGGGAGCGGCGCGUUCGGGCAGGUCUACCUCGGCAUGGACCUCCACUCCGGCGAGCUCCUGGCCGUCAAGCAGGUUCUAAUCGGAAGCAGCAACGCGACAAGAGAGAAGGCCCAAGCACAUGUAAGGGAGCUUGAGGACGAAGUGAGAAUGCUUAAGAACCUCAAACAUACUAACAUUGUUAGAUAUAUUGGAACAGUACAGGAGGAAAAUACACUAAAUAUUUUGCUAGAAUUUGUUCCUGGGGGCUCGAUACAGUCAUUACUUGGGAGGCUCGGAUCAUUCCCUGAGGCUGUCAUCAGGAAGUACACUAAACAGCUUUUGCAUGGCUUGGAGUAUUUGCAUCGAAAUGGAAUCAUACAUAGGGAUAUAAAGGGAGCAAACAUACUUGUUGAUAACAAAGGAUGCAUCAAGUUAGCGGAUUUUGGAGCAUCUAAACAAGUAGAAAAGUUGGCAACUGCAACUGCUGCAAAGUCGAUGAAAGGUACACCAUAUUGGAUGGCACCAGAGGUUAUUGUUGGGAGUGGCCACAAUUGUUCUGCUGAUAUAUGGAGUGUUGGGUGCACUGUUAUUGAAAUGGCGACAGGCAAACCUCCCUGGAGUCACGAAUAUCAAGAGGUUUCUCUUCUUUAUUAUGUUGGGACGACGAAAUCACACCCACCUAUACCAGAGCAUCUCUCUGCAGAAGCCAAGGAUUUUCUGUUAAAAUGCUUACAAAAGGAACCAGAAAUGAGAUCUGCUGCAUCAGACUUACUACAGCACCCAUUUGUUACAGGAGGUAUGGAGGAUUUUUGUCAGAUUAAUCAUGCUGCGCCCAAGGAAACCACCAGCAACGAGCCUGCUGCCUAUCUAAUGCCAACUGAUGACUCGGACUUGAGUCGCCCAGGCAAGCUACGCAACUUGAAUUCAUACAAGUCAUCAGACACCAGACCAGUAUGGGAUCUGCACCGCAAUGAUGAUGACAUGAGUCAGUUUCCUGACAAUGAUGACGUGCCAAUGGUUGGAUCAAGCUUCAAUCCUAUGUGUGAACCAUCUGAUGAAUGGGACAGAAGGCUUGACAUAAGCCCAGAGCAACGAUUUAGUCAAUCAAGGGAGUUUGGUGGAUUAGGCAAGCUUGCAGAAAGACAGAUGUCUGAAAAUGAUUUUACUUUCCCUUGUGAAGGAAGCUGUGAAGAGGAUGAUGAAUUUACAGAAUCAAAAAUAAAGGAAUUUCUGGAUGAAAAGGCCAUGGAUCUAAAGAAACUACAGACACCUUUAUAUGAAUUCUACAACACAGUGAAUGCUGGAGCUUCUCAAAGAGUCAGUGAUGUUUCCCGAGCAAGCAACAUGGCCAAUCCCCAUUUACCCCCUCGAGCAAUUAAGAUGGUGGGAGGUGCAGCAAUAGAGCCAAUUUGUGUUAAUCUGAAUAAUGCUUGUCCCAGGAGUUGCGCUAGGCGCUUCUCAAGAAGCAGUGUGGAGAGCAGUCGUGUCUUGAGAGAAAUAGCUUCUCCUCAACUCAAUAAACUUGAGGAUAAGGUCCAUGAUGAUAUUCAAGACAAUCCAAGCCUUAGCUUUUCCAAAAUACAGAAGUGGAAGGAAGAGUUGGACCAGGAGCUUAAAAGAGAAAGGGAGAUGAGAUCAGGUGGCUAUGGUAAAGCAUCAUCACCAUCUCCAAGGAGCCGACGAUUGACUGGAAAACGAGAUCGCAGUCCUGUCUACUGAAUGGAAAAGAACAAUAAAAUCCAGCAGGACUGGAUGGUAUCUAACUAACCACAUAAUGUCAGCGAUUGGUGCCCAUACUAGUACAGUUAAGUGCCUAACCUUUCGUGUGACCUAACCUAGCAACCAAAUCCUUUUGGUGCUUAUAAAGGUAAAGAAGUUUGAGAGAGCCACUUCUAAGUGGACUGUGGAACGAGGGCUGUCAUGAUCUGCAAUGGCUGCCUUUGGAAUGUUGUAUUGCUUGGAUGAAAACAGUGAGGUGGCAGCUUUAUGGAAUGACAAGCUUCAUGUGCCACGAUUUUGCAAUUUUGGAAGAAAUGGUGUGCCUGUUGUAUAAUUUUCUUCUCUUUUUAAUUUUGUAUAAGCAGUAAUGUACCAUGUAAUGCCAAUGGAUGGAAAGUUUACCUGAUGACUGAGAAUCCAUUCGAUGCAGCAAACCCGUGAAACAGGGUUCAUCUUGACUGUU
Molecule: messenger RNA, 2699 nt
Organism: Setaria italica (foxtail millet)
Lineage: Eukaryota; Viridiplantae; Streptophyta; Magnoliopsida; Poales; Poaceae
Product: mitogen-activated protein kinase kinase kinase NPK1
Exons: 17
Coding region: 155-2236 (693 amino acids)
Biological process (GO): protein phosphorylation
Molecular function (GO): ATP binding; protein kinase activity
Source: RefSeq, a predicted model, not a curated record